AUGGAGGGCCUUUUAGAAGAGUUUCGCAAUGCCUACAAGGCAAGAUCCGGAUAUUCUCUUGCACAAACACUCCAGCCCUUCAGCCCAGCCAACAAGCCUGGCAAGCUUCGGUCCAUCUAUCUGAGCACAAACAUUCAAGAAGCCAAGGCCGAUGUCAAGUACAUGCUCCAGGGUCGAGGUUCAGGAUCUAAGAAAUUCAAGCUUGACCACGAGGAGGCCAACGGCUGGGUGGAGGUCUACACGGCUUACUGGAAGGCCAUCGGCGAGAUUUUGAAAGUGGAAGGCGACUCCAGUACUGGAGGUAGGUCUUCAUCAUGGACAAAGGUAUAUGAGGCAUGGAAAGAAUUCACCACUGCUCUCAUUCGCGGUUACACGAACUAUGGGUUCGAGGCUUGGACCAUUCCUUGCCUCUACACUGCAGGCAAGCACCUACGACUUUUCGCCAUCAGCUCGGACGAGGAGCGGAACACCACCGACGCUGCCGCCAACGCUAUGGAGCUUGGCGAUGACUUCGACCCUGACCUGGAGAAGCAGAAGCAGCUUCGUGACUGCGAACAACAGCUCAAGCGCAUUUUCACACUGUGCUUGAGUGACAGAGCGCCCCUCGAGGACUCGAGGAAAUGGGCUAUCUAUUUCGUCAUCAACCUGCUCUUCAAGACGUACUUCAAACUCAACUCUGCCAGUCUUAGUCGGACGAUCCUCAAGGCAUUAUCUACGAAUCGUGGAGAUAUGCCUCCAUUGGAGGCGUUCCCCAAAUCACAGCGGGUAACCUUCAAGUUUUAUGAAGGCGUGCUUUUCUUCCUUGAGGAGAACUACGUCGAGGCCGAGAAGCAUCUCACCGAAGCAUGGUCUCUCUGCCAUAAGGACGCCAAGAGCAACCAAGAGAGAAUCCUUACCUACUUGAUUCCCUGCCAUCUCCUUACCACCCACACCCUCCCGAGUAGCAAACUCCUUGAACCGUUUCCCCGUCUGCAAAAGCUCUUCCUCCCGCUAUCGCGCUGCAUCCGCACAGGCGACCUACGCAACUUUGACCUGGCCCUCCAGGAGGGCGAGGAGGAAUUCGUACGCCGCAGGAUCUAUCUCACUCUUGAACGAGGCCGCGACAUCGCGCUGCGUAACCUCUUGCGCAAGGUCUUCAUCGCCGGCGGCUUCGAGGAAGCCAAGGAACCCGGCGUGGCGCCGGUUCGUCGGACAAGAAUCCCCGUCGCCGAGUUUGCGGCCGCAAUCAGUCUCGGCAGCCAGGAGAGCGUGGACCCAGACGAGGUCGAGUGCCUGCUAGCCAACAUGAUUUACAAGAAUCUGAUGAAGGGCUACAUCGCCCGUGAGCGCGGGAUUGUCGUUUUGUCCAAGAACGGGGCGUUCCCCGGAACGGGGGUGUAA
Molecule: messenger RNA, 1380 nt
Organism: Colletotrichum graminicola M1.001
Lineage: Eukaryota; Fungi; Ascomycota; Sordariomycetes; Glomerellales; Glomerellaceae
Product: PCI domain-containing protein
Exons: 6
Coding region: 1-1380 (459 amino acids)
Biological process (GO): transcription elongation by RNA polymerase II; poly(A)+ mRNA export from nucleus; post-transcriptional tethering of RNA polymerase II gene DNA at nuclear periphery
Cellular component (GO): transcription export complex 2
Molecular function (GO): double-stranded DNA binding; RNA binding
Source: RefSeq, a predicted model, not a curated record